AUGGAAGGGCUGCCUGCAGAGUUAAAACGUCUGCGACAGGAGUUGUUGGACGCCACCAUGGAACUCCAGCAACUGGUAUUGGGUCCGAAGGAGGCCCUCUUCCUCUGGGCGCGAAACAACCAGGGAACCAUUCAUGCUGUCUGCGAGUUUGACCUGGCCCGGUCAUUCCCCGUCGGGGCCACUGCAACGUUUGCGGAGAUCGCCCAGGUGUGUGGCCUCCCCGAGCGUGAUGUCCGUCGCAUAGUGCGACACGCCGCUACCGAGGGCAUCUUUCGAGAGGACCCCAAAGGCAUCGUCCGGCAUACAGCGGCAUCGAAGAUGCUGGCGGACGAUGAGGUCGUGCGGGACUACAUGGAUGUCUGCUAUCGAGAAAUUUUCCCCGCAAUGCAACAGACAGUCCCUGCUAUGAGGAAAUGGCCCGGCUCCGAGAACCGAGCGCACGCGGGCUUCUCCCUCUCCCAGCCCGGACAUCCGGUCUUCUUCGACUAUCUGAGGGCCCAUCCGGAGCGGGCGCGCAAGUUUGCCUCGGCCAUGUCCGCCUACAGCAGCGGGCCCGAGCAUGACGUGCGUCAUCUCUGUGACGGCUAUCCUUGGCAGGCGUUGGGUGCUGGGACAGUGGUCGAUGUUGGGGGAUCAACCGGGUAUGUCUCGGUCGCUUUGGCGGAACGAUUUCCCCAGCUGGACUUUGUUGUCCAGGACACGGCCGAAACCACUGGAACGGAACAGUUGCUGGGGGAUGGGGAGACGCCGCGAGUCAAGCGCAUCACACACGAUUUCUUCGCCCCGCAGCCAAUCCACGGGGCGGAUGUGUAUUUUUUGCGCAUGGUCCUUCACGAUUUCGGAGAUGCCGACUGCAUCCGCAUUUUGCGGGCGCUGAUUCCUGCGCUCAAGCCUGGCGCGAGGGUGGUGUUGAAUGAAUACUGUCUGCCGGAGCCAGGGACGGUGGGCUUGUUCGAGGAGAAGCAGAUUCGGACGAUGGAUAUGAACAUGCUGAGCUUGUUCCAUUCGCACGAGAGAGAUACGGAUGAUUGGAAGCUGCUCCUAGCCAAAGCUGACCCGCGAUUUCAAUGGGAAGGAGUUGUCCAACCGGAAGGAUCCAACCUGUCCAUCAUCGAGGUGUCCUGGCCGAUUGCCAGUAUAGGGGGAACGCCAACCGAUUGA
Molecule: messenger RNA, 1161 nt
Organism: Aspergillus ibericus CBS 121593
Lineage: Eukaryota; Fungi; Ascomycota; Eurotiomycetes; Eurotiales; Aspergillaceae
Product: putative O-methyltransferase
Exons: 4
Coding region: 1-1161 (386 amino acids)
Molecular function (GO): O-methyltransferase activity
Source: RefSeq, a predicted model, not a curated record